AUGAACCCGAGCAUCUCGAUUCCUGACCGUCUGCCGGUCUUGCCGCUUCCCUAUCCGCUGGUAUUGCAUCCCAAUCUUCUCCUUUCCAUCAAUAUCUCGUAUGCGCACUCGCUCAGCCUCCUCAAGGCCGCGUUGCAGUACUCGGCGCUCAAGGACGACGUCGAAUCAAACAACGAUGCCGCGUCCCGCUCUCGCUCCGCAAGCGGCCGCUCCAAGCUAGACUCCAACAAACCCAUCAUUAUCGCUUGCGUCCCUACGCUCAUCGCUCCCAAGGGCACAGCUUCCGCCGACAAGCCCGCUUCCCGCGCCACCAACCCAGCGCUGCCGAGCGACACCAACGCACGCAGCCUCGUCACCACCACCGAAGACAACGACACUCGCAUUCGCAUCAACGACCUCUACGAUUGGGGCUGCGCUGCUCGUCUCAUGCGUCUGGUGCGCAACCCUCAAACACAGACAUGCACCCUUCUUGUAUCUGGCCUAACCCGUGUUCGCAUCGACCGCUGGCUCUCGAUCCGUGCGCCCCUCACCGCCACCACCAUCGACCCCAAGAGCAAUCUCGCCGUCCCUGAUGUGCCCGUUCCGCUUGCCACAGCCACCGCAUUCGUCGACGAAGAGUCGUGGCCCACCUUCCCAGAAGCCUCUCCCGGCGACAUCGAUCUCGUAGUCAGGCUCAAAAAGUCGUCUGCCGAGCUCAUUGAUGCCAUCGCUCAGCUCAACCCACCCAGCAAUGGCUCCACUCACACUCCCUCGCCCAUCGUCGGUCCUGCGUUGCCUCUGCUUCCAGCAGGCCUCCUCAAGAAGCUUCGCGGCUUCAUGCAAGACUGCCGCGAGUCGCAAGCUGCGCUCCUCGCCGACAUUGUCGUCGGCACUCUUGGCGGCGCCUGUGAGUGGUCCGAGCGCGUCGCCAUCCUCGGCGAUUGGGACCAACGCGAGCGCGUCCGUCACUCGGUUGACGUCAUCCAGAAUGGCGUCAAGCGCGUCAAACUCGCACGCGAGCUCCUCACCGCCCUCUCCUCUCCUCUCAACCCCAACAACAAGGAGGCCGUCAUCCGCUCUCAGCUUGAAGCCCUGCUCAACCAGCUUGCAGCGCUCAACCAGGGUGUCGCUGCCCGCAUCUCGGCCAUCACCUCCAACACGGGCAACAGGGACGACGGCAAGCCGAGCAUCAUCAUCCGCGCACCUCCUUCGCGCAACAACCACACCAACGACAACGGCACCGGUCCCAUCAUCACCGGUCCCCUCGGUGGAAGACGCGGCGCCAAGCCUGGCGCGAAAGGCAUGCCAGGCGGCGGUCUUCCUGGCUCCAGCGGUGGCGAUGACGACGAGGACGAGGUCGCUGAGCUGGCAAAGAAGCUCGAGCAAGCUCGUCUCAGCCCAGAAGCACGCAAGGCCUGCGACAAGGAGCUCAAGCGACUCUCACGCAUCCCACAGCAGAGCGUCGAGCGCGGCGUCGUCAUCACCUACCUUGAGAUCAUGGCUGAGCUACCAUGGGAGAAGAUCAGCGCCGAUGUCGAGCCUGCCUGCGAUCCCAACGACAAGGCGCUCGUUCUUCAGCAGAACAGCGACUCGCCACCUGCACCCGAGGAGGGCAUCGUCGACCGUGCCAGGCGCAUCCUCGAUGCUGACCACUACGGUCUCGAAAAAGUCAAGAAGCGUCUCAUCGAAUACCUCGCCGUGCUCGAGCUAAAGACCAACCAGGCUCGCGAACGAUUUGAAGCUGAAGAGGCUGCCGAGCGCAAGACAAGCCAAGAUCGACACAAGGUCACGCCCUCUGCCUCCACCGAAGACGCUAUCGCCGGUGCAGAUGACGAUGCUGCCAUGGCAGCCGAGCUCGAGGGUGGCGAGGAUCUCGUGGCUCGCGAGCAGGGAAUCAGCAAGGAAGACAUCGAAGAGGAGAAGCGACGUCGUCGCAACGAGAAGCUGCGCGUUGGCGACAAGGGACCGAUUCUCCUCCUCGUUGGUCCACCUGGUACGGGUAAGACCUCGAUCGCCAAGUCGCUGGCAUCUGCCCUCCAACGACCCUUCACCCGACUCUCGCUUGGCGGUGUUCGGGAUGAAGCCGAGAUCCGCGGUCACCGCCGAACCUAUGUAGGAGCCAUGCCCGGUUCCAUUGUUUCGUCGCUGCGCAAGGUGGCCGUCUCUGACCCUGUCAUCCUGCUCGACGAGGUCGACAAGCUCGGCAGCGGCAACGGCCUGCACGGCGAUCCCAUGGCGGCCAUGCUCGAGGUGUUGGACCCGGAGCAGAAUCACACGUUCAGCGACCACUACAUCAACGUGCCCAUCGACCUCAGCCGUGUGCUCUUCAUCGCCACCGCCAAUUCGCUCGACACCAUCUCGCCUCCGCUGCUCGACCGUACCGAAGUGAUUCACAUCUCUGGCUACACGCACGACGAAAAGACGGCCAUCGCACGCCAGUACCUCUUGCCCAAACAGAUCAAGGCGCAGGGUCUCACGUCGGACCAACUCGUCGUUUCGGACGAGGUGCUACUCAAGGUGGCCAUGGGCUACACGCGCGAGGCGGGUGUGCGAACGUUGGAACGGGAGAUUGGCGCGCUGGCACGAGCCAAGGCAGUCGAGUACUCGCAGUCCAAGAAGGGCACGCUGCGCGACGAGCAGGGCAACCCGAAGGAGUAUGAUCCCGUCAUCCGUGAGGCUGACUUGGAAAGGUACCUCGGACCGGAUACGUACGAGCCCGAGGUGGCCGAAGCCAACGCACGUCCCGGUGUAUCGACGGGUCUGGCGUACCAAGGCUCCGGAUCCGGUGGCAUUCUGCACAUCGAGUCGCUGCUACUUCCGCCGGGUAGCGGCUAUCUCAAGCUGACGGGCUCGUUGGGCGACGUGAUCCGCGAGUCGGCCGAGCUAGCCUUGUCCUGGGUGAAAGGCAAUGCCUUCCAGCUCGGCAUUGUGCAGACGCGCGAUUCCGAAUUCCCCAAGAACGACAUCCACCUGCAUCUGCCUUCGGGUGCGAUCCCCAAGGAUGGACCUUCUGCCGGUGUAGCCAUGACUUGUGCGCUGGUGAGUCUGUUCACCAAGACGCCCAUCUCGCCGUACCUGGCCAUGACGGGCGAGACGACGCUGCGAGGUGUGGUGAUGCCCGUAGGAGGCAUUCGCGAGAAGCUGACUGCGGCGUCGCGAGCCGGUAUCCGCAAGGUGCUGCUGCCUCACCGCAACCGCAAGGACGUGGAAGCCGAUCUGCCCAAGAAGGUGCGCGACGAGUUGGAGAUUAAGUAUGUAAAGACGGUGUGGGAGGCCAUGGAGCAGGCGUUUGGCAACAAGCUGUUUGAGAACGCAGCGUUGGCUCUCGAGGCUAAUGGGUUUGGUCACGAGCACGAGGGCAUCCGCGAAGGCCGUCGUCUGAUGCACGAUAUGGAAGACUCUCGCUUGUGA
Molecule: messenger RNA, 3390 nt
Organism: Pseudozyma hubeiensis SY62
Lineage: Eukaryota; Fungi; Basidiomycota; Ustilaginomycetes; Ustilaginales; Ustilaginaceae
Exons: 1
Coding region: 1-3390 (1129 amino acids)
Biological process (GO): protein catabolic process; protein targeting to peroxisome; protein processing
Cellular component (GO): peroxisomal matrix
Molecular function (GO): ATP binding; serine-type endopeptidase activity; ATP-dependent peptidase activity
Source: RefSeq, a predicted model, not a curated record